CCUGGCCCGUUUCGGGUUUGAUACCUGUAACCAACCCGAUGGCGGGCCUUAGGCCCAAGUAGGUAACCAAAGUGUUCGAUGAUAUGGUUUACAAAGGUGUCGUCUCUUGGACGUCCUUAAUAUCUGUGCAUAUUCGGGGACGAGAUUCUAAUGAUCCGUUUGUGUGCUUUGGUCAAAGGCAGCUAACAUCUCUUAAGCCCAACUGGCCAACUCUAUGAGCUAAGCUGGAUCCUUAGGCCCUAAUAGUGGGCAGUUUGUUUACAAAUUAGAGAUGUAAAUAGAUUAGAUUUGAAUCAGAUAUACUCUUGACUGUAUCUGUUUCAUUUGGAUAUUUACAUAUAUUUAAAUUAAAGUUCAAAUAUAAGGGAAGAAAUUUAUGAAAUCCAGAUUCACAAAUCAAAUCUUAAAACUCACAUCUGAAUCCGAAUUUUGAACCAAAUCUGGACCAUUUUUGAAAAUGUAAGAGUGUUCAAUAUAGAAUAUUUAUUUAAAAGUAAAUCGAUUUGAAUCCUACUCCAAUCAAGUGCUGUUUUUUAUAUCCGAAAAUGAUUCAAUUUCUUAAUUAGAUAUUAAUUUAUUUGGAAUGGUUCGAUUGGAUUUCUAAUCCAAAUUGAGUUAUUGGAUUCAUUGACGUCGUCACCAAAAAUAGAAAGUGAAAUCUACUUUUUGGAAACCCAAAAUAAAAAACAAAAGUCACUUUUCACAUAAAAUGAUGGAAAUGCCCAUUGUUUGAAUACCAAAAAUGUCGCUUCAUCUAAAAAAGUAAAACACGAGGGGGCGUGUUAAACAAAGAACAUGGGGCACCCUUUAGACCUAGAAAGAAAAAUAUUUGACGUGAAACAAAAAACAAAAGAAUUAUGAAGCAUACAACUAUACAUAAAAGAUCAAGGAAAAAAUAAAUCAACGCAAGCAUAAAAGAUUGUUUGGUAAGAGUGCAAGUGUGUAUACACAACAGAGUUUGUCACAUGUCACAAAGUAGCUGAUUUAUUGUUGAAUAGGUCAUAUCUUCAGCCCCUUAACAUGGCUCCUCGUGUUAGAACUACGAAUUGUGGAAUAGUUAAGAAGUAAGGACUCAAAGAGCAAAGUUAACCACGACAUGUUUGAUACUGCCAGCAAUGAAUUGAUUAGAAAUGGUUUUCAGGACACCAAGCACAUAUAAGAUGUUUGAUAAGCUUGCAUUGGGAGGAGGAAUGCAGUCUCAUGCUAGUGAGAAAGGUUGUGGCUCGCUGUACACAUACUUGCUGGAUAGAUGCAUCAAAGAGACCAAUCUCAAACUGGGCAGAUCAGUCCAUGCUGCUCUUAUUAAGACUGCGCUUGAUUUGAAUGUUUUCUUGGCUAACCGGUUGGUCGAAGUCUACGCAAAAUGCAACUCAAUUUCAUCAUCCCGCCGACUGUUUGACGAAAUGCCUGAGAGAAAUGCAUAUACAUGGAACACUAUCAUUGGUGGGUAUGCAAGAAAUGGGCUGCUAGUCGAUGCACAAGGGCUUUUUAACCAAAUGCCUGAGAGGAAUGUAGUCACAUGGAAUUCAAUGAUAUCCGGGUUUGCUCGAUGUGGAAAUUGGGAAGGCGCCAUUGGUAUUUUCCGCAGCUUCCAGAAAGAAAAAAUGUGGAUUGAUAAGUUCACGCUUGUUAGCCUACUAAAUGUCUGUUCCAGAUUCAAGGUUCUGGAAUGGGUCAGGCAGAUUCAUGGUGCUGUUGUGGUUAUGGGGCUUAAGCUGAACCUGAUCAUGUUAAAUUCGUUCAUUGAUGCUUAUGGAAAAUGCGGAGAUUUAAGGACUUCAAUGAUAGUCUUUGAUAGAAUGGAGGAAAGAGAUGUAAUAUCAUGGACUUCAAUGUUCUCUAGCUACGCUCGGUUAAAUCAGUUAGAAGAGGCACGCCAGCUAUUUGAGCGCAUGCCAGUAAAAAAUGAGGUCUCAUGGACUGCAUUAAUCACUGGGCAUUCUCAAAAUGAUCAAGGUGAAAAGGCAUUGGAGCUCUUUUCUGAAAUGCAAAAAGAGUUUGUUCCUCCUACAGCAUUUACAUUUGUUGGUGUUUUAAGUGCAUGCUCAAGUCUAGGCCUCAUUGAAUGUGGCAAGCAGCUUCAUGGACACAUCAUUAGAACAAUGCCUGAGGCCAACACCUUUAUCUCAAAUGCUUUGAUUGACAUGUAUGCGAAGUGUGGAUGCAUAGGCUCAGCCUUAAUACACUUCAAACAGAUGUGCGAAAGAGAUAUUGUUUCAUGGAAUGCAUUAAUAACUGGUUUUGCACAGAACGGUUGUGCAAGAGAAUCCUUGGAAAUUUUUGAUAGAAUGAGCACAUCAGGUGUGAAACCAAAUGACGUUACCUUUCUUGGUGUUCUAGCUGCAUGCAGCCAUGCUGGUUUAGUAUCAGAAGGGCAUCAAUAUUGGAUCUUGAUGGAGACACACUAUGGAGUACGUCCUAGAUCAGACCAUUACGCAGCCAUGAUUGAUCUACUUGGGAGGUCUGGUCGUCUAAAUGAAGCAGUUGAGUUGCUUAAAAGCAUCAGUUCUCAACCUGAUGUGGGCAUGUGGGGUGCACUGCUUGGUUCUUGUCUGAUCCAUGGCAAUGCGGACCUUGCUAGUGAAGCUGCUGAGUCCCUUUUCAGUUUGGAGCCUACAAAUGUUGCGAGGUAUGUGAGUCUAUCAAACGUCUAUGCUGGUGCUAGAAGAUGGAAGCAUGUUAGUCAGCUACGAGUCCUUAUAAAGGAGAGGGGAAUGAAAAAGCAACCGGCACUUAGUUGGAUUGAGAUAAGAAACAGAAGACACUACUUUGCACCAGAAGACAAGACUCAUUAUCAGAUUGAAGAGAUCUAUGAAAUGCUACACUUAUUGACUUAUCUGAUGAAGGAAGCUGGAUAGUUAUCAAACCCUGAAGUUCUGUCUGAUGAAGAAGAUCAAUGUAGCUUUAAGCCUAACAAGGUUGUGCUCAGCUUCCUUAUUUAUGAUGCUUGUCCUUAUUUUAACAAGUAGCAUAAAUCUCAGAAAGCUGCAGGAAUGCCACAGAUAUUUCAAAAUCAAUGUGAAGAAUGUGCUUUCCUGCCUCCACUGCAAGUUAUUCUUAUCCAUGAGCUCUUCUUGCAGUUGGCAUCAAUGUUCAGACACAAGUGUUAUCUGGAAAAGUCAUAUUGUUGAUAAAAUCUACAGCCUUCUGGAGGUAGCCUGCACUUAUGAAGUGAUUAAUCAUGUGGGGCUUGGUGCUUGGUAGGGUUGGCAUUUGGCACCAUCUUGAAGGUAAAGUGUUAAAAAUCAACUGUACAAAUAUUAGACUCUGCAUGGCAAGAAGGUGGUGGUGGCUUGUCGAUUUGUAUGGAUAUUAUAGGCUACAAUAUUAGGAUGGUUUACUUUCUACCUUUUAGUUCAUAGAAAACCCUAUCUUUUUUGUACUAGUAUUUCACUGUAUGUGCUGAUGUGAAAUUAUGGGAAUGUGGGGUCCUAUUGCUGUAACGAUGAAGCAUAUACUUUCAUCAUGUGCAAAGUCCACAAUGCAAAUCCGUUAUGUAUCAGAAACCUUUUUCCCACAAUUAACUGCAGCUUUUAUUUUCUGUAGCACAAAAGUUUGAAUUGAAAGAUCA
Nymphaea colorata (pocket water lily) is the source of this 3571-nucleotide messenger RNA. Its product is annotated as pentatricopeptide repeat-containing protein At2g21090-like. The transcript has 2 exons. Gene Ontology annotation, molecular function: protein binding; RNA binding. The record is from RefSeq and is a predicted model, not a curated record. The coding region runs from base 1131 to 2858 and encodes 575 amino acids. NCBI's taxonomy places the organism in Eukaryota, Viridiplantae, Streptophyta, Magnoliopsida, Nymphaeales, Nymphaeaceae. Gene Ontology annotation, biological process: RNA modification.